This is a messenger RNA of Symbiodinium natans, 867 nucleotides long. The record is from the annotation of a GenBank genome assembly. NCBI's taxonomy places the organism in Eukaryota, Dinophyceae, Suessiales, Symbiodiniaceae.
AUGCUGAGCUGGUGGCUGAUCUUCAAGUUUUUGCUUGGCCCGGCAGCGGCUGGACAAGUCAUCACCGCUCCAACCUUGGUCAUGCCUCACCACGAGGGCGAAGUGCUGUGCCUUCUCUCCAAUCUCGGCAUGGUGGACACCUUUCUCGCGAGCUUGAUGGCGCUGUUCUGGUCGAUGAUCAUGCUGUUGGUCUGCAUGUCAAUCGGCGCCCUAGUCUUGUGCGAAUCGUGCAUACCGCUCUUGCAGGAGAUGUCUUUGGAAACGGCAGAAUGGGUGUUCGCCAAUUACGGUACCUUCUUCCGGUCCAUGUUCACUAUGUUUGAAAUCACAUUUUCAGGUGGGUGGCCGAACUCGGUACGCCCUUUGGUGGAUGAUGUAAGCAUCUACUUUGCAAUACCCUGUUUGCUGUACGUGGUUUUCAUCGUCUUCGCGGCGCUUCGUCUUAUCACGGCGCUCCUGGUCCGGUCGACCAUGCAAGCUAUGUCCAAUGAUGCAGCCAUGGCCGUCCUCGAGCGGCAGGAGCGGUCGACAGAGCUCCAGGAAAAGCUGAAGAUGAUCUUCGAGGAUGGUGAUCUGGACGGCGACAAGGCCUUAACCCUGGCAGAGUGGGAGAAGCUUUUCCAACAUCGAGAAAUCGUGCAAUACCUGAGCGUGCUCGAGCUUGAUGUUCACGACGCAAAGAUGCUUUUCCAUAUGCUCGAUGAUGGCGAUGGCUUGCUUACAGUGCAGGAGUUCUGCGAAGGCGUGCCAAAAGUGAAAGGAACGGCGAAGUCCCUCGAUAUUGUCCGCUUGAUGCACGAGACCGAUGACAUCCGAAAAGAGUGCAAAGCCAUUCGCAGUGCCAUCGAACGCCGGGUGUCACUGUGA